Molecule: messenger RNA, 351 nt
Organism: Verticillium alfalfae VaMs.102
Lineage: Eukaryota; Fungi; Ascomycota; Sordariomycetes; Glomerellales; Plectosphaerellaceae
Product: 60S ribosomal protein L34
Exons: 3
Coding region: 1-351 (116 amino acids)
Biological process (GO): translation
Cellular component (GO): ribosome
Molecular function (GO): structural constituent of ribosome
Source: RefSeq, a predicted model, not a curated record
AUGGCGGGCCAGCGUGUUACCUAUCGCCGUCGCAACCCCUACAACACUCGGUCCAACCGGACUCGAAUCAUCAAGACCCCUGGUGGCGCCCACCGUGUCUUGCACGUCAAGAAGCGCGGCACUGCCCCCAAGUGCGGCGACUGCGGCACCAAGCUGCCUGGCAUCCCCGCCCUCCGCCCCCGCGAGUACUCCCAGAUCUCCAAGCCCCAGAAGACCGUCCAGCGCGCCUACGGUGGCUCGCGAUGCGGUAACUGCGUCAGGGACCGCGUCGUCCGCGCCUUCCUGAUCGAGGAGCAGAAGAUCGUCAAGAAGGUCCUGAAGGAGGCUGGCCAGAGCGAGAAGAAGAAAUAA